Puma concolor (puma) is the source of this 1836-nucleotide messenger RNA. RefSeq names its product eukaryotic translation initiation factor 2A (gene EIF2A). Gene Ontology annotation, biological process: translational initiation. Gene Ontology annotation, cellular component: cytosolic small ribosomal subunit. The record is from RefSeq and is a predicted model, not a curated record. Gene Ontology annotation, molecular function: translation initiation factor activity; protein binding; mRNA binding. NCBI's taxonomy places the organism in Eukaryota, Metazoa, Chordata, Mammalia, Carnivora, Felidae.
AUGGGUUUCUCUUUCCGGGACAAGAUGGCGCCGUCCACGCCACUACUGACAGUCCGAGGAUCAGAAGGACUUUACAUGGUAAAUGGACCACCACAUUUUACAGAAAGCACAUUGUUUCCAAGGGAAUCUGGGAAAAAUUGCAAAGUCUAUACCUUUAGUAAGGAUGGCACCUUGUUUGCCUGGGGCAACGGAGAAAAAAUAAAUAUUAUCAAUGUCACUAACAAGGGACUACGGCACUCCUUCGACCUCCCAAAGGCAGUUUGCCUUGAGUUCUCGCCAAAAAACACUGUCCUGGCAACGUGGCAGCCUUACACUACUUCUAAAGAUGGCACAGCUGGGGUACCCAACCUACAACUUUAUGAUGUGAAAACUGGUACAUGUUUGAAGUCUUUCAUUCAGAAAAAAAUGCAAAAUUGGUGUCCAUCAUGGUCAGAAGAUGAAACUAUCUGUGCCCGAAAUGUUAACAAUGAAGUUCACUUCUUUGAAAACAACAAUUUUAACACAAUUGCAAACAAAUUGCAUUUGCAAAAAAUUAAUGAUUUUGUGUUAUCACCUGGACCCCAACCAUACAAGGUGGCUGUCUAUGUUCCAGGAAGUAAGGGUGCACCUUCAUUUGUUAGAUUAUAUCAGUACCCCAAUUUUGAUGGACCUCAUGCAGCCUUAGCUAAUAAAAGUUUCUUUAAAGCUGAUAAAGUUACAAUGCUAUGGAAUAAAAAAGCUACUGCUGUGUUAGUAAUAGCUAGUACAGACGUUGACAAGACAGGGGCGUCCUACUACGGGGAACAAACGCUGCACUACAUUGCAGUGAACGGAGAAAGCGCUGUCGUGCAGCUACCAAAAAAUGGCCCCAUUUAUGAUGUCGUUUGGAAUUCUAGUUCUACUGAGUUUUGUGCUGUUUAUGGUUUUAUGCCUGCCAAAGCGACAAUUUUCAACUUGAAAUGUGAUCCUGUUUUUGACUUCGGAACUGGUCCUCGUAAUGCAGCCUACUAUAGCCCGCAUGGACAUAUAUUAGUACUAGCUGGGUUUGGAAAUCUGAGGGGACAAAUGGAAGUGUGGGAUGUUAAAAACUACAAACUUAUUUCUAAACCAGUGGCCUCUGAUUCUACAUAUUUUGCUUGGUGCCCUGAUGGUGAGCAUAUUUUAACAGCCACAUGUGCUCCCAGGUUACGUGUCAAUAAUGGGUACAAGAUUUGGCAUUAUACUGGCUCUGUCUUGCACAAGCAUGAUGUGCCAUCAAAUGCAGAAUUAUGGCAGGUUUCUUGGCAGCCAUUUUUGGAUGGAAUAUUUCCAGCAAAAACGAUAACUUACCAAGCAGUUCCAAGUGACGUACCCAGUGAAGAACCUAAAGUUGCAACAGCUUAUAGACCUCCAGCUUUAAGAAAUAAACCAAUCACCAAUUCCAAACUACAUGAGGAGGAACCACCUCAGAAUAUGAAACCACAAGCAGGAAAUGAUAAGCCAUUAUCAAAAACAGCCCUGAAAAAUCAAAGGAAGCAUGAGGCUAAGAAAGCUGCAAAACAGGAAGCAAGGAAUGAAAAGAGUCCCGAUUUGGCACCUACUCCUGCCCCACAGAGCACACCACGAAAUACUAUCUCGCAGUCAACCUCUGGAGACCCUGAAGUAGACAAAAAAAUCAAGAACCUAAAAAAAAAACUGAAAGCAAUCGAACAACUGAAAGAACAAGCCGCAGCUGGAAAACAGCUAGAAAAAAAUCAGUUGGAGAAGAUUCAGAAAGAGAAAGCCCUUCUCCAGGAGCUGGAAGAUUUGGAAUUGGGUAUUUAAACAUUCACAGAAAGCCAAUUGUUACCAGAAAUCAGUGCAAACACAUUUUCUGAU